Macrobrachium nipponense is the source of this 692-nucleotide messenger RNA. RefSeq names its product acyl-coenzyme A diphosphatase NUDT19-like. Gene Ontology annotation, cellular component: mitochondrion. The record is from RefSeq and is a predicted model, not a curated record. Lineage: Eukaryota; Metazoa; Arthropoda; Malacostraca; Decapoda; Palaemonidae. Gene Ontology annotation, molecular function: hydrolase activity, acting on acid anhydrides, in phosphorus-containing anhydrides.
UCGAGUAUGGUCAGAUCAGGUCCAGUAGUCCACUUUGUAGAUAAGCACCAAUUUGCUUCUUCUUCUUCUGCUGCUGCCGCAACUUAUUUAAUGUUUGUGAUGCCUACCAUUGCCUACUACCUAUAUUACACCGUAUGCUUUACCAUGGUGCAAGUGUGGAAUGAAUUAUGUUAAUUGGGUGAAGUUAGCCGUCAGCGUUCAUAUUGCACAUGUAGAACACUGCGGAAAAAUAAUGAAGCACAAAUAAAAAAAAAAAAAGUCUCGGGGGGAGAGAGAGAGAUAUACCUAUAUUGGUGGCCACUCUCGGUUCAGUUGCAGACUUAAUUUUACAUCCAUCCUCGUUAGAGUUUUGUGACAAUUUAUAUAAAGACUACAUAAUCGUUACUAUACUCAGUGCAGCAUCAAUAUCCUACAACGUGACAUUCAUAGGUUUUCAGGAGGAUGUCUGGAAAGUUUUGGAGAGAGGCUGCUAGUCUCAUCAUAGUUGGUCGUAACGGAGUAUCCAAUAAGGUUAGCAGUAUAAAACAAGAUUAUCAACUGUUGUUCUUGAAGCGAAGCAAUAAAAGUUCUUUUAUGCCAGGAGCAUUUGUUUUUCCAGGUGGUGCAACUGAUGCCUCUGAUUUUGUACUUGACUGGCUUGAUGUUUUCAAGAAUUGUGGUCACACGAAGGAAGACCUUGUUAGACAAUUUCG